This is a messenger RNA of Sinocyclocheilus anshuiensis, 315 nucleotides long. RefSeq names its product adenylosuccinate lyase-like. The transcript has 2 exons. Lineage: Eukaryota; Metazoa; Chordata; Actinopteri; Cypriniformes; Cyprinidae. The annotation marks the transcript as partial. Gene Ontology annotation, molecular function: (S)-2-(5-amino-1-(5-phospho-D-ribosyl)imidazole-4-carboxamido) succinate lyase (fumarate-forming) activity; N6-(1,2-dicarboxyethyl)AMP AMP-lyase (fumarate-forming) activity. The record is from RefSeq and is a predicted model, not a curated record. Gene Ontology annotation, biological process: 'de novo' AMP biosynthetic process. Gene Ontology annotation, cellular component: cytosol.
UCACCGCUGGUGUCCCGGUACGCCAGCAAAGAGAUGGCCCACAACUUCAGCGACAGGAAAAAAUUCACCACAUGGAGAAGACUGUGGCUUUACCUCGCUAGGGCCGAAAAGGAAUUGGGUCUCUCCAUAACCGAUGCCCAGGUGAGCGAGAUGGAGUCUCACUUGGAGGACAUUGAUUUCGUCAUGGCUGCGGAGGAGGAGAGGAAGUUGAGGCAUGAUGUCAUGGCUCAUGUGCACACGUUUGCUCACUGCUGUCCCACCGCUGCUCCCAUCAUCCACUUGGGCGCCACUUCCUGUUAUGUGGGAGACAAUACG